AUGGGAGAUUUAAACUCUUCUGAGUCAAAGCAGUUCCGUAAUGGACAAAGUGAAGAAUACCAUGCUUCUGCAAGAGACGCAAUUAUCAAAAAGCUUUUUUAUGUGCUUUUGUAUAGUAGCAGGAAAGAAGAGCGAUGUGCUGGAACUGUCUGGCUAGUAUCACUUACAAAGUACUGCGGCAGUCAUCCUAUUAUUCAGAAAAUGCUUCCAGAAAUUCAGGAGGCUUUCUCUCACCUUCUUGGUGAAGAAAAUGAACUCACACAAGAGUUGGCUUCUAAAGGCAUGAGUAUUGUGUAUGACCUUGGUGACGAAUCUAUGAAACAAAAUUUGGUGAAUGCACUUGUGAAUACAUUUACUGGGUCUGGAAAACGGAAAAGAGCAAUCAAACUUAUUGAAGAUUCUGAAGUAUUUCAAGAUGGAUCUCUUGGUGAAACUUUUGUCCUGCGAUAUUUCAUCAGAUGGAAACAUUGCAGCAAGUGGAGGGUAUGCGAAGAAGCCUUUCAUUUGCUACAUAGAAAUUGGUAUUUCUGUUACUAA
This is a messenger RNA of Vicia faba (fava bean), 537 nucleotides long. Lineage: Eukaryota; Viridiplantae; Streptophyta; Magnoliopsida; Fabales; Fabaceae. The record is from the annotation of a GenBank genome assembly.